Molecule: messenger RNA, 879 nt
Organism: Salvia splendens (bonfire salvia)
Lineage: Eukaryota; Viridiplantae; Streptophyta; Magnoliopsida; Lamiales; Lamiaceae
Exons: 3
Coding region: 1-879 (292 amino acids)
Molecular function (GO): zinc ion binding; nucleic acid binding
Source: RefSeq, a predicted model, not a curated record
AUGUACAAAGGACAGCUCAUGACAGCAAUGGGAAUUGAUCCCAUCAAUGGCUGGUGGCCGAUUGCUUGGGCUGUGACUGAGGCCGAGAGUUAUAUCCAGUGGAAGUGGUUCGUGGAGUACUUGUCUGAUGGCCUUAACUUGCAUGCAAAUGGCCCACGAUAUAUGUUUAUGUUUGACCAACAAAAGGGCCUUGCAAAGGUGAUUGUUGAGGAAUUCCCACAGAGCGAGCAUCGCUUCUGUGUUCAGCACAUAUACAACAAUUUCAAGAAGAGAUUUGUCGGAGAAGAUUUCAAAGACCGAUUGUGGGAGAUUGCCGUGAGUACCACCCUCGAACAUUAUGUGGACAAGAUGGAUGCUAUGCAGAACGAGUAUCCCCAAGCACAUCGGUGGCUUUCUGGAGUUGCUCCCAAAGAAAAAUUGUGGCAGCUAACCGGAAUCCCGUGCACUCAUGCUAUCGCAACAAUCAACAAGAAUGACGACGACGUGAUGCGAUACGUCUCCCGCUAUUAUUUGAAGUCAACAAUGAUCAUGCUGUACGAGAAUGUCCUUUACCUAAUCAAUGGGAUGGACAAUUGGCCCAAGACUACUUCUGAUGGCGUGUUGGAACUAGCGCCCCCGAGGUCAAAGCGACAGCGUGGUAGGCCGAAGAAACUGAGGCGUGAGGAGCCCCAGAUUCGUCUUCAUGCGGACGGAGGUGAGUCAUUGCGUCGAACCUUCGUGAUGAAAUGUCUUCGGUGCGGUCAAGAAGGUCAUAAUAGGAGGACAUGCAGCAAUGAUCCUCAGACAGAUGCUCGUUCUCAGGUUGGGGUGACUUCGCACCACAACGGGUCGCAUGAGCGUGGUGAGAGUACUUUGCCUGAAUCGUCAAACAAUCGCUGA